GAAGCCAGUCACCUAGGCAACCGCAGCAGACAUGUCGGAGCUGCACCAGGCAGCGGCCGCGGCGGACUUUGAGCACGUGGAGGAGCUCCUGAGAGAGAAGAAAUGCAACCCCAACCAGAAGGACAUAGACUGGGGCAACAAGACUCCUCUGCACUGGGCCGCAGCCAACGGAGACGUGGAAACAGCCAGGCUCCUCAUGGACCACGGCGCUCGCCCCUGCCUGAGGACGGAGCUCGGGUGGACUCCGGCCCACUUUGCCGCGGAGGCCGGGUCGCUGGCGGUGCUGAGGCUGCUGCACUCCGUCCACGCGCCCCUGCACAAGGAGGACGCCGGCGGGGACAGGCCGCUGCGCUUUGCCGAAAUAUACGGACACAAGGAGUGCGUUGUCUUCCUUCAGAAGGCCGAGGCGGAGGGUCACGCCUACCGCAAAUCUGCAGCAGCCAAGGGAAUGUCUGUGGACGACACCGACGAGGAGUGGGAAGGAUGAAGAAAGACCACAUCUGCAUGACGGCGCGUCUUCAAGUGGUGACAUUGCUGGUUUUAGGAGCAGAGGAGCAUGUUGGGCAGCGCACACACACAGAGUACUUACAAGCAGACACAGUGUGUAGACAGAAAAGGGAGAAUGGACGCAUUUUGGUGUAAAAAGUCAAGAUAAAGGUGAAGUUAUAACACUGAAACAAAGAGGUGCUUCAAGACAUUUUAGCUACUUCUAAAUCACUAAUCCUGGCCUCCAUGGCGACUAAUAAAGUACGUUUCUUACAAGUAGCACUAUCACUGGAGGACGAGGAAUAUCUAAACAUGCUUCACUACACACCGUAGGAGGAUACAAUAGCUCACCACCGUCACAAUGUAAACAAAUGCCAUGGGUGGAUCAACAACUGAUAUCCACUGUAAUGAUACCAAGUAAUGGAGUCGAUACUUCUAUGAUUACAUCGAUAUUUUUUAGCAUCACAAAAUCUUUUUUCCUUUUUUUAAAAUUCAUAUUAUGUUUAUAAAGUCAGUAAAUACGUCCCUGGACACAUGAGGACUUUGAAUAUGACCAUACUUGCC
This is a messenger RNA of Nerophis lumbriciformis (worm pipefish), 1050 nucleotides long. Its product is annotated as ankyrin repeat domain-containing protein 66. NCBI's taxonomy places the organism in Eukaryota, Metazoa, Chordata, Actinopteri, Syngnathiformes, Syngnathidae. Gene Ontology annotation, molecular function: protein binding. The record is from RefSeq and is a predicted model, not a curated record.